This is a messenger RNA of Pezoporus flaviventris, 1357 nucleotides long. Its product is annotated as olfactory receptor 14C36-like. Lineage: Eukaryota; Metazoa; Chordata; Aves; Psittaciformes; Psittacidae. The transcript is spliced from 3 exons. Bases 53 to 1357 code for a protein of 434 amino acids. Gene Ontology annotation, cellular component: membrane. Gene Ontology annotation, biological process: G protein-coupled receptor signaling pathway. Gene Ontology annotation, molecular function: G protein-coupled receptor activity; olfactory receptor activity. The record is from RefSeq and is a predicted model, not a curated record.
UCUAACCAGGAAAAUACUGAAAACCUCUUGAUAGCCUUCAUGACAUGAUGUGAUGUGGCUUGUUCUUCAGGUGGCACCAUGUCUUGAAUGCAGACAUCUGCUGCCAGUGACUACACCCACUUGCAUUGGAUGGGAGUCACCAAUAGCUCCACAGGUGCAGCCCCAAAGCAACAUCUGCAUAAAGGUGUGUGAGGUCACAGAACCCCAUGGAACCCUCCAGCAGAGGCACCGGGAGACGACAGCUGCCCCACGGAACACAAGCUACCGGUGGAGGAGGCAAGAGCAGCUCCUCUGGUGGUUCCUGUCUUGGUGUCUCAGAGCUGGUGCCGCCUGUGGACACAGGAGCGUGGAAGGAGUGCCCCAUGCCCAGAGGCAGCAGAUGUCCAACGGCAGCUCCAUCACCCAGUUCCUCCUCCUGCCAUUCGCACACACGCGGGAGCUGCAGCUCUGCCACUUCUGGCUCUUCCUGGGCAUCUCCCUGGCUGCACUCCUGGGCAAUGGCCUCAUCAUCACCAGCACAGCCUGUGACCAGCACCUCCACACCCCCAGGUACUUCUUCCUCCUCAACCUCUCCCUGCUGGACCUGGGCUGCUUCUCCACCACUGUCCCCAAAUCCAUGGCCAAUUCCCUCUGGGACACCAGGGCCAUCUCCUACACAGGCUGUGCUGCACAGCUCUUUUUCUUUCUCUUUUUUCUCAUAGCUGAGUAUUCUCUCCUUGCUGUCAUGUCCUAUGACCGCUACGUGGCCAUCUGCAAGCCCCUGCACUAUGGGACCCUCCUGGGCAGCAGAGCUUGUGUCCACAUGGCAGCAGCUGCCUGGGGCACUGGGUUUCUCAGUGCUCUGCUGCACACGGCCAAUACAUUUUCACUGCCCCUCUGCCGAGGCAAUGCUGUGGAGCAGUUCUUCUGUGAAAUCCCCCGCAUCCUCAAGCUCUCCUGCUCACACUCCUACCUCAGGGAAGUCGGGCUUCUUGUGGUUGCUGCCCUGAUUGCUGUUGGCUGUUUUGUUUUUAUUGUGGGGUCCUACGUGCAGAUCUUCAGGGCCGUGCUGAGGAUGCCCUCUGAGCAGGGACGCCACAAAGCCUUUACCACGUGCCUCCCUCACCUGGCCGUGCUUUCCCUCCUUGUCAACACUGCUGUCUUUGCCUACUUGAAGCCCCCCUCCGUCUCCUCCCCAUCCCUGGAUAUGAUGGUGUCAGUGCUGUACUCGGUGGUGCCUCCAGCAGUGAACCCCCUCAUCUACAGCCUGAGGAACCAGGAGCUGAAGGAUGCUAUGAGGAAGCUGGUGACCAGAUGUGUUUCAGCAGGUAUACACUGCUUGCUUUACCCUGGAAAGGGCUUCCACUGUAGGUCAUGA